AUGUCUUUCUUCUUUUUCUCUUCUCUUUCCAUCUGUAUAUUGGUAAUUCCUAUUUCACUCUCUCUAUAUUUACAUUUAGCUCUCCUUAUCUCCGUUAUUCGUUUUCUCCAUAUUCAUUAUUUCUUCCUCUCUUUCGCUUUCUCCCGUCGUUCUUUUCAUCUAUCGUUCGCUUUAUAUACAUUUCUCUAUUUCUCUUUUAUUCAGAUAUUUCAUCAUUUUCAUCCUCUGUGUAUCCCUUUCAUUCUCUUCUUCUCAUUCCUUCUCUAUUCCCCCCCCCACCUUUCUCCUCUCUCUCUCUCUCAUCCUGCGGUCAUCAGUCUAUACAUUUAUAUACCAUUGUUUACAAUUGUCUCCCUUUAUCUUUUCUCGCCCGUUCCUUCCUUUCUAUCUCUCAAUUUCACACACUAUUUUUUUGCCCUUCUCUAUCUACCUCUUUAUCUCUGUCUAUUUUCUUUGCCCUUUCCAUCUUUCUUCCUAUUCUCCUUUCUUUUAUUUCCUCUAUAUCUAAUUUUCCCUCACACUCUGUAUAUCUUUCCUUUUCUCUGCAAUAGUUUUUUAUCCUUUCUUUCUUUUUACCAACAGCAACCACAACUAAAAUAG
This is a messenger RNA of Acanthosepion pharaonis, 600 nucleotides long. NCBI's taxonomy places the organism in Eukaryota, Metazoa, Mollusca, Cephalopoda, Sepiida, Sepiidae. The record is from the annotation of a GenBank genome assembly.